This is a messenger RNA of Penaeus monodon (black tiger shrimp), 804 nucleotides long. Its product is annotated as general transcription factor II-I repeat domain-containing protein 2B-like. The record is from RefSeq and is a predicted model, not a curated record. NCBI's taxonomy places the organism in Eukaryota, Metazoa, Arthropoda, Malacostraca, Decapoda, Penaeidae. Gene Ontology annotation, molecular function: protein dimerization activity. The transcript has 3 exons. The coding region runs from base 1 to 804 and encodes 267 amino acids.
AUGAAUAAUGUCAUGGAGGUGGUCGUCCGAACUGUAAAUUUCAUCCGAUCCAGAGGCCUGAAUCAUCGUCAGUUUGACAGCCUUCUCAGAGAGAAAGACCACAACUAUGGCCUGCCAUACCACACCGAGGUAAGAUGGUUAAGUCAAGGUGCUGUGCUGAGGCGCUUCUUUGAUUUAAGAGGGGAAAUCAAACAGUUCAUGGAAAAAAAGGGCAAACCAGUGUUAGAAUUUAAGUCAACAGAAUGGAUGCAGGACCUUCCAUUUAUGGUGGAUGUUACAGAACAUCUGAAUAACUUGAACAAAAUGCUGCAAGGGCGCAGCAAAGUUGUCACGCAGUACUAUGACAGCAUAUGUGCGUUCAAAUUGAAGCUGUCAUUGUGGGAGACACAACUCGCAGAUUUGAAGGGCAAGUUUGCGGCAGCUGGCUUGGACACGUUUUACCAGCAUCUCUUGCCAGGUUACCCCAACUUGACAGCCCUUGCUGCAAAAGUGUUGUGCAUGUUUGGAACCACAUAUCUUUGUGAGCAAGUAUUCUCUGUAAUGAACAUCAACAAAACAAAGCUGCGCUCAAGGCUCACGCACAAGCACUUGAAUGACAUCCUGAAACUGGCUGCCACUCAGGAUGUGAUGCCUAAUAUUGAUGCACUUGUUAAAGAAUUUUCAGCUAAUUUGAAGUGUUUUGUAAAGAACAUUAUUUGUGAUGUGUUCAGAAUGUACCAAAGUAAAACAAAGGAAACACAUCUGAAGUUGUCCUUAUUCUUAAGUUAUACCAUGAUUUUACCAGUCCGGCCCACUUGGGAAUAG